AUGAGCCCUUCCAGUUUGACAUUGCGCUAUGUUCUGCCAUGUCAUUCCUGCACAAGCUGCGACGAGGCCACAGUUGCGGAUAGGGUGUCCCUACUUGACACACCCUCCGUGCCUGUCAUUACGUGGACGACACCUUCUGAGUUCCUCACUGCAGUAAAGGCAACCGUGCCCGUUGACAGCGCCAAACAUAAUGGAAGCUUAGCUGUUGGGGAGGAUGGGUUGGGCCUCCACCUGCUCUCAGCUGAUUCUGCUGGCGCGGCUGCCGGUGAUGGAGAGGCUGGGCCCCGUGUCAUCCAACUGACUCUGGAUUGGGUGCUUGCUUUGCCAUGUGUCAGUGAUGACGCUGAGGGUAAUAGCGGUGUGGAGCUGCAUGUACUGAGGACCAAUCGCUUGGAUUUUCUUGUUCAAACAUGGAGUGCGGUGACGUCACACAUUGUUAGGCUUACAACCUGGCCAAGGAUGGAAGUAAGUUUCUUUCCGAGUGGGUUUCCGUGCGAAAUCGUAUCAGGGAUGAUAAACGGCAGCGAGCCGAGUUACUACGAGGUUCGAGCUUGUAUUCCCAUCCGUUUAGUGCUCUCUCCAACUCCCGAGGGGACAAAGGAGAGAAAAAAUGAUGAUAGGGGGUCUGUGUCUGAAAUGCUCGAGGAGUUUGCUAGUACGAAGCGCAUGUACGCCCAUCAGCUGCGUGCACUCAUUCAUGAUGCCGCCUUCAGUUGCAUUUCAAGCAAUCCCACGUCGUUUUGUGGUUUUGACGAAGCACCGUCGUCAGGAAGGGGGACAGACACUGCCUCCCCUGGUGAAAGCGUCAAAGAGGAGGAAGCAGUGAGUAGCGCCAGCACCAAUCAACAAAGUGGGGGUGGAGUCAGCGCGGGAAAGGAACCCAAGGGGCCACAACAGGUAUUACCGCGUGUCUUCCACUCGAUUCCGCCGCCGCCAGUACCCGUUGCCUUGAACAUAUGCCUGACACAUCAUGGUGAGGAUGGUGAAGUGCCCACCGAGGGCGAUGACCAAAGGGAGCGCGAUGUAGUGUUGUUUGUGCACACGGUAGUGCGUGCCGUCCGCCCACGCUCAGGCGCGUCACCACGCCUGAGACCCCGGCGUAUUGCCCUGGAUGCCCUCGUGAACCUUUUCCCGGAGCGUUUCGCUGUCCACGGGGUGUCGGAUGUGGCAGUGGCGGAGGUAAAUGUUGAGGACCUCUCUUGCAUGUGGGUGCCGUUUAACGAUACCACCAUUGGAGGAGAUGUGUUGGCGCUGUCGGCUGAAGAGUACUUUUCAUUCCAUGGGCGGCAGGACUCUGAGGCCUCCGGACAGGCGUCUCCAAGGGGUAAUGGGUCUAAGAUGCAGCAUAAUCCCUAUGACAGAAUGCGAGUUAGUCCCGCAGAUGUGGAUCCACAUGGAAGAAAAACCGCUCCGCAACCUUGUUUUGGUUGGGGACGAGGCAUGUGUUUUAAUGGCGGGGGACCUGGCAGACCAUUCACAUUUAAUCCGGCUCUGUGCGGGACAUUCCAGUGUUUUCCGUGGACUCCCAGCUUCGCACUGCGGAAAGGGAGAACGGCAUCUGCAGGGGCCGCAGAGACUUCAGAGGUACGGGAUGUGGUGAGAUCGUCGUGGACGGGGGUCUCUUCGUGGAAAAAUGUCACACCCGGGUUGUCAUGUUCGUGGAGGGGAGAAAGUUCGGGAUCACGGAGGGGAGGUAAAUCAGGAUCAUUGAGGAGCGGUGCGUCGGAGGCGCCGUGGGCGCCAUGGGCAGCGGAGACUCCAGAUGAUGUAUCAGUCAAAGUGCCACCACAGGCGGAGGAGACAUCGGCUGUUAGUGCAUCGCCACAGGAUGAUAAUGAGGUGAUGGAUUUGUCUGACAGUAGGCAGAUGAUACUGGAGUGGGCUGACAGCAUCGGUUUGAGUAGGCGGAGAACAGCCAAUCUGGCCCAACAAUUGGAGCGUUUGGGCGAACAAUUUGCUAGUAUAUCGCUCCAGCACUGCGUGACAACUGACGGAGCCGACAAGCGGAAGAAGGGUCGCGGCGGUAGAAAUGGCCAAAAGGCGGUUGAUGCGGGGGCCCCUGAGGAAGAUUCGGACGCUGUACAUUUGGUGGAGGGACUCAUUGGAGCAUCUAUGCGGCCUCAUGGGAGUAUCUCUGAGGAAGUGCUUCGGUUUGCUGCGCGUCUUUUGGGCGGCGCGAAACAGUGUGAAGAAGAUUAUGGCAGUGUUGACGAAUGCGCCAAGGAAGCUUUUGAUAUGAUACAGAAACUAGACCAAGAUCUACGCGCCACUGCGCUGGAGGUGCAACGCACACAAAAGGAUAUACGCAAGACACUUAGCGGCAUCUUGACACCAAAAGGGGAGCGAAAGGCGAAGGUUGAAACUCCUAAUUUAUUCUACCCUGCAAUUAAAGCACUAAACCCAGAGCAAAGCCAUCGGACUGAGUUAUUUGGUAUUGGCGCUCCCUCCGGACUCUCUAGGAGCGGGGACAUUCUGACGUUGCUUCGUUUCAAGAAGGGAGACUAUGAGGUGGCCGAGCAAAGCGUAAUGACGGUGAGCGAUAAAUUACGUAAAGCGGAGGUGUGGUGCGCCGCGCAACUUGAGCAGAUGCAGCUUGUUGUGAAACUGUAUAAGGACAUUCUGGUGCCAUGUUUGGAUGCGCGAGUGGCCACGAAGAGGGACGAGGAGCGAAAGCGCUCAAAGCUGAUAGUAGACUGGGCAGUGUCUAUCGCAAUCGUGCUUGAAAGCCAGAGAAGCGCAGAGAGCCAAGAGUCCAACGGCGUGGAAAGGCAUGAGGACGAGCAUUUGUCUCAUAAGGGACCACGAGGCGCAGCUUCUACGGAGAAACCCUUACGGCUAUCCAAUGGCAAACCACUUUUGAACGGCGGUAGCAACGGCAGAGCUCACGAAGGGCAAGCCGAGCCUUUGAAAACUCAUGAUGCCACCACCAGAAGUGAGGGGAAAGGACUUGAGGCAAGUUCCGAGCGCCCAGCAAAGGUUGAGCGGCCGGUUAAAGCUGAAAGGCCGGCUAAGACCGAGCGUCCAAUGAAGGCCGAUCGCGUGGCUCCACCUGUGACUGAAACAACCCGUGAUUUACAUAGAUCGACCUCGCCGAAGAGGAAGCGAAAGGCCCCAGCAGUUGUCGCACAACCAUGGUCCCUGAUGACGGUCACCCCGGCACCUGUAGUCACGACGCAGCGGCGUGGCAGUCGCUACCGUAGAUUUCUAUGGCGGCUCGCUCGUUUUUCGCAGGUGGACCGCCUACGUCGUAACGCUUACCUUUUGGCAUUGUUGGCGUCGGUUGCUGUUGCUUACCUCGUUGUCGUAUUUCUCUACGGCUGA
Trypanosoma brucei brucei TREU927 is the source of this 3321-nucleotide messenger RNA. RefSeq lists its product as hypothetical. The record is from RefSeq and is a predicted model, not a curated record. The transcript has a single exon. Lineage: Eukaryota; Euglenozoa; Kinetoplastea; Trypanosomatida; Trypanosomatidae. Bases 1 to 3321 code for a protein of 1106 amino acids.